Messenger RNA from Prorocentrum cordatum, 1341 nucleotides. The record is from the annotation of a GenBank genome assembly. NCBI's taxonomy places the organism in Eukaryota, Dinophyceae, Prorocentrales, Prorocentraceae.
AUGUUUACGGUGGAGAAUUACACUAUCAGCGGGAAUGUUCUGCAGAACACGGUUGCGAGAUUGAUCGCCCCCGUGCUUGCAAGAACGCUCUUGCAUCAAAAUGGUCGAGGUGUCUACGCACUCUUCCAGCUGCUGGUUGCUUCAUGUGGCGUCGCCACUUGCAACAGAGUCGCGGGCAUCCUCGCCGCGUCCUACGCGAACAGAAAGUUCCAGGCGAUCUACAACAAUAUAGCCGAGGGCAUUGGAAACACCCCUCUGUUGGCAACCAGGCUGGCCGAAAUGUUUGGUUUUCGUGGAGUCGUGUACCUGAAGCUUGAGGCAUGCAACCCUUCUGGCAGCAUCAAGGAUCGUUCAGCUGCGUUCAUGAUACGCCAGGCUGAACUUCGUGGGGAAUUGGUGCCUUUCAGUGGCCAGCACGUGAUUGAGUCUUCGAGUGGAAAUCUGGCUAAAGCAUUGGCCAUGAUUUGCUUUCAGCGGGGCUAUAAUUUCACUGCUGUCUGCGAUAGCUUCGGAGCGAGCAAGAAUAAGAUGGCAGAAGCAUUUGGUGCCAUUGUCCAUGUGGUGGACGGCCCACCGACUGCAGACCAGGUCGACCUUCGUGAAGCACGACGCAGGCAUUGCCGCGGAUUGUGUGCCAAGAGCCCGUCAUCUGUCUACAUCGACCAGUAUUACAACCCAGACAACGAAAUCGCAUAUUUGAAGACCUUGGCUCCUGAGAUUCAUUCUCAGCUCCCAGACCUUGACGUCCUUUCAAUUUGCACCGGCACCGGAGGCACAUCGAGCGGAUGCAGCCAGUACUUCCGGGAGCAGAUCCCUGAGGUCAAGAUCAUUGCGUCCGAGAAGGAAGGGUCCACCAUGUUUGCAGAUGUGAGCGCUCGUGCAAAGUGCGUGGUUCCAGAUGGCACAGGAUACCAUUGCGCUCUACCCAGGGUGAAGAAGGCCCUCCAGAACGGCGAAGUGCACGAAGUCUAUGUCGUUAGAGAGAAGGAUGCGAUGCUGACAAGCGUUUUCGUCUCUCGCGUGACAGGAGCUGCGGUGGGGCCGUCUGCCGGGAACGCCAUCUUCAGCGCCCUCUGUCACAUGGCUUGUGCCCAACGUGAGGGAAGCACUGGUUUCGCAAAGGUUAUUGCGAUUUGCGCGGAUGGUAUGCAGCCGUACAAGGACCAGGUGGACGAGUUCAUGGCGAAGGUCUUCGGUGCCGACCUGACAACAGACGACAUGGGAGACAUUCUGCGCCAGAGGGUCUGCGAGGUGUCCCGGCAAUGCGUCUAUGGAGAAGGUAUGAUCUCACCAACCAGCAUCGCCUUCAAGGAACAGGUGGACGCAUCGCGAGAUCGGUAG